Messenger RNA from Ctenocephalides felis (cat flea), 570 nucleotides. RefSeq names its product attacin-A-like. Lineage: Eukaryota; Metazoa; Arthropoda; Insecta; Siphonaptera; Pulicidae. The record is from RefSeq and is a predicted model, not a curated record. The transcript has 3 exons. Gene Ontology annotation, cellular component: extracellular region. Gene Ontology annotation, biological process: defense response to bacterium. Bases 4 to 570 code for a protein of 188 amino acids.
AAAAUGUUGAAAAUAAUCAUCGCUCUGUUCGCCGUCCUCCUGGUCUGCGAUGCUGGUCCAUUGUUCCUGGAAAUCGCCUAUGACGAAGAAGGAAAGCAAUAUGGCCUGCUGCCACUGGAGGAUUACAUAGGGAAACCUGUGGAAGUAUUUCAGCAGACCAGGCAGAAAAGACAGUCGGUAUCAGUGGACGCCAAACCUGGCGCCUUGGGAGGAACCAGGGUGACUGCAGAAGUUGCAGGAACUCUAUACAACAACAAUGGACACAAAUUGGACGGAAAUGCCAAUUGGGCUCGUACUUAUAGACAACCAGGAGUCGGAACUGGACCAGUAACUGUCGGAGGAGGUCUUCAGUAUUCUCGUGAGGGCAAAGGACAUGUCGGUGUUAAUGCUCAACAUACUCGAGGAUUCGGCACUGAUGUUGGUGCAAAUGCUGGUGUCAAUUUAUGGAGAGCCAAUAAUGGUCGUACAAGUUUGGACGCUGACGCCUACGCCAGUAAACACUUUGGAGGUGCUUUUGGAACUGGAAGAACUAAUUAUGGAGGAGCGUUAAAUUUUAGACACAGAUUUUAG